GGGCACAGCAGCCAGGCUGCCGGAGAGCUGAUCUCGGGGAUUCGGGUGCGGAGCCCUUGGCCUGGAGGCGAUAUGGGUGGUCCUUGGCCGGGUUCAGUCGUUUGCAGCCGCCUGGGGAACAGGCCUGUCUGGCCCUAAGGGAGCCCUCUUUCGAAGUGGUGGUGCUUGGACGACCUGCUCUCUGCUCUGCGUUGCUGGGCACCUGUAGGUGUCCCUCGAGAGCUCAGUUUUGAGGUUCAAGUCAGUGUGGCCAUGAAGGGGCUGCCUAUUGGGCUGAUGCUGUGACCCCGGAGUCUGCCUCUCCUGCCAGUACCCCUGCCCGGAACAUGUGGCUGCAGCUUGGCCUGCCCUCGCUGUCCCUGAGCCCCACGCCCACAGUUGGCCGGAGUCUGUGUCUCACGCUGUGGUUCCUCAGUUUGGUGCUGAGGGCCAGUACACAGGCCCCAGCACCCACAGUCAAUACUCACUUUGGGAAGCUAAGGGGUGCCAGAGUACCAUUGCCCAGUGAGAUCCUGGGUCCUGUGGACCAGUACCUGGGGGUACCCUACGCAGCUCCCCCGAUCGGCGAGAAACGCUUCCUGCCCCCUGAACCACCCCCAUCCUGGUCAGGCAUCCGGAACGCCACACACUUCCCCCCAGUGUGCCCCCAGAACAUCCACACAGCUGUGCCCGAAGUUAUGCUGCCAGUCUGGUUCACUGCCAACUUGGAUAUCGUCGCUACUUACAUCCAGGAGCCCAAUGAAGACUGCCUCUACUUGAAUGUCUAUGUGCCCACGGAAGAUGUAAAGCGGAUUUCCAAGGAAUGCGCCCGAAAGCCCAACAAGAAAAUUUGUAGGAAAGGAGGAUCCGGCGCUAAGAAACAGGGCGAGGACUUAGCGGAUAAUGACGGGGAUGAAGAUGAAGACAUCCGCGACAGUGGUGCUAAGCCUGUCAUGGUCUACAUCCACGGAGGUUCUUACAUGGAAGGGACAGGCAACAUGAUUGAUGGCAGCGUUCUCGCAAGUUAUGGCAACGUCAUCGUCAUCACCCUCAACUAUCGGGUCGGGGUGCUAGGUUUCCUGAGCACCGGGGAUCAGGCUGCCAAGGGCAACUAUGGGCUCCUUGACCAAAUCCAGGCCCUCCGCUGGGUGAGUGAGAAUAUUGCCUUCUUUGGAGGAGAUCCCCGUCGAAUCACAGUCUUUGGCUCGGGCAUUGGUGCAUCCUGUGUCAGCCUCCUCACACUGUCUCAUCAUUCUGAGGGGCUUUUCCAGAGGGCCAUCAUCCAAAGUGGCUCUGCUCUAUCUAGCUGGGCUGUGAACUACCAACCAGUGAAGUACACCAGUUUGCUGGCAGACAAAGUGGGCUGUAAUGUGCUGGACACCGUGGAUAUGGUGGAUUGUCUUCGACAAAAGAGCGCCAAGGAGCUGGUAGAACAGGACAUUCAACCAGCCCGCUACCAUGUGGCUUUUGGCCCUGUGAUUGAUGGUGAUGUCAUUCCUGAUGACCCUGAGAUCCUUAUGGAACAGGGAGAGUUCCUCAACUAUGAUAUCAUGCUAGGUGUCAACCAGGGUGAGGGUCUCAAGUUUGUAGAAGGGGUGGUAGACCCUGAGGAUGGUGUCUCAGGCACUGACUUUGACUACUCUGUCUCCAAUUUUGUGGACAAUCUGUAUGGCUACCCUGAGGGUAAGGACACCUUGCGGGAGACCAUCAAGUUUAUGUACACAGACUGGGCAGAUCGUGACAACCCUGAGACCCGCCGUAAAACCCUGGUGGCACUCUUCACUGACCACCAGUGGGUGGAACCUUCAGUGGUGACGGCUGAUCUGCAUGCCCGAUAUGGCUCACCUACCUACUUUUACGCCUUCUACCAUCACUGCCAGAGCCUCAUGAAGCCCGCGUGGUCAGAUGCAGCUCAUGGGGAUGAAGUGCCCUAUGUAUUUGGUGUCCCUAUGGUAGGUCCCACUGACCUUUUCCCCUGCAACUUCUCCAAGAAUGACGUUAUGCUCAGCGCUGUUGUUAUGACCUAUUGGACCAACUUUGCCAAGACUGGGGAUCCCAACAAGCCGGUACCCCAGGAUACCAAGUUCAUUCACACCAAGGCCAACCGCUUUGAGGAAGUGGCCUGGUCCAAAUACAAUCCCCGGGACCAGCUCUACCUUCACAUCGGGCUGAAACCAAGGGUUCGUGAUCAUUACCGAGCCACCAAGGUAGCCUUUUGGAAACACCUGGUGCCCCACCUGUACAACCUGCAUGACAUGUUCCACUAUACAUCCACGACCACCAAAGUGCCGCCCCCGGACACCACCCACAGCUCCCACAUCACUCGCAGGCCCAAUGGCAAGACCUGGAGCACCAAGCGGCCAGCCAUCUCACCCGCCUACAGCAAUGAGAAUGCCCCUGGGUCCUGGAAUGGGGACCAGGAUGCAGGGCCACUCCUGGUCGAGAACCCUCGAGACUACUCCACUGAACUAAGUGUCACCAUUGCCGUGGGGGCCUCCCUCCUGUUUCUCAAUGUGUUGGCCUUUGCUGCCCUUUAUUACCGUAAGGACAAACGGCGCCAGGAGCCCCUGAGGCAGCCUAGUCCCCAGAGGGGAACUGGUGCCCCUGAAUUGGGAACUGCUCCAGAGGAGGAGCUGGCAGCAUUACAGUUGGGGCCCACUCACCACGAAUGUGAGGCUGGCCCACCCCACGACACACUGCGCCUCACAGCAUUGCCCGACUAUACCCUGACCCUGCGGCGGUCCCCUGAUGACAUCCCACUCAUGACCCCCAACACCAUCACUAUGAUUCCCAACUCCCUGGUUGGGCUGCAGACCUUGCACCCCUAUAACACCUUUGCCGCGGGGUUCAACAGUACUGGGCUGCCCCACUCACACUCCACUACCCGUGUAUAGCUCUAGCGCGGAGCACAACCCAUCUCCCAGCCCCCUCCCUCCCAGCCCCACAAACACACAUGCACACACAUACACAUAUAUGUACACGCACGCACCCACACCCUACAGCAGACCCAUCUGCACAAACACAGACAGAUGUGGACAUGCACCCGCAUGUACAAAAACACAAAUCCAGAAGUGAACCUGAACAGGCCCUUCAAAUGGGGACACAUAUGAGUCCUUGGUACCAAGGGCCCAUGGAAUAGCAGCUGGAGCCAGCUCCCUGAACCCGACCAGACACUCCUGGGGCCCUGGAAAGCCACAGCCGGACACCCCCUUGGUGCUCGACUUCUUGGAACUGCACCGUCUACCAACUGCAGACUUGGGAGCUUUAAAGAGCAGGAUAGCUCUUCCUCCCCCAGACUUGGUCUUUUCUCUGGGUCUUGUUUUUGUUGAUUUUUAAAAAAAUUGGAACUAAUGUUUUUCCAGCCCAUUGAAUGCUAAGCAGCUCUGGAAGGGAGGGCUUGAAGAUCAGGACUCUCUGGUUCUGGGACUCCCAGUGUUGGUUCAAACGACCAGACCAAGGAAAAGGACCCUCCAAGACAGUAACAGAUGGGAGCAAGACUAUGGGGUGAAAGGAGGAAGAGGCUAGCAAUGGAUGGGGCUGGAGGGCCAUCAAGGACAGAGCACCAACUGGCUGUGGCCCUGUAGAGGACUGCAGCGUCAGCCUGGCUAGACCAGGGGAGCCUAGGUUCGGUAAACUAAGUACUGUGGAGGCCCGGAUCUUAUUGGACCUCUGGGUAUAUAAUCUGGGUUCUGCCACUGCCCUUGGGGAAAUGACAUCAGAAAUUUGCCCCCUUUUCUUUACAGUCUCUUUGUGUCUGUCAUUUCUCUUUCAAAACAGCGGUGGUUUUUGUUUUUUUGGUUAUUUUUGGUUUUUGGUUUUUGGCUUUUUUGGUUGUUGUUGGCUUUUUCUUUUCUUCUUCUUCUUCUUUUUUUUUUAAAGAAAAGUUCUUAAAACACUAAUGGAAACCCACGGAGUUUGUCCUUUGUAAAAAUUUUAAACACAGUGUCUUGAUAUAAAAAUAAAAAAUCCAGUUAGCACUCCCAACCUGCCUCCCGUGCACAGGCCUGCCCGAGCAACUCCUGGAGCCAGGCGCCUGCUCAGGCUGGAAGCGCAAUCCUCCAGCAGCCUGAGACCUCCUGCCUGGUAGCUCCUGCAAGUCUGGGCUGUGCUCUACUUGCCCUGGGCCCCCUGCCUAAAGCCUCUCUGAUGCUAAUCCAUGCUGCUCUACCACCCUCCUGCCCGCAGUGCUCAGAGUUCCUGCAGCUGAAACCUGUCAUCGCCUCGGGCCUCCUAAUGAAACAGCAAAAAUAAUACUUCCUUCCUCCUCUGCCACCAGGCCACCACCACUGCUGCCACCACCUCCUCCGAUGCCACCACUACCAUGGUCAUCACCCUGCCCCCAACUCGGACUGGGGGCUGGGGGAGGCUUGACCUCUGACCUGCUGAAAUUCUUUCUCCUUUGGAAAUGCAGUACACGUGGCCUCUGCCUCCAUUGACUUACAGAAGGGCCAAUCUCCUUCCCUCAAGGGAUGCAGGUUUCCUUUUCUGUGAAUUGGAAUGGCAGAAGUCAUCGGAGAUCAAUUUCUCUCGGGGACUGUCACUAGUGGCUCCCUGACAACUCUGGGGGAUGGAGUCAGGAAGAGGUCCCAUAGGGUUAGUUAGCAUCAUGGGGUUUUCUAUUGUCCUCUGUGACUCAAAGGGCUGAACUUGAAAUCUGUUCAUCAAGUGUGACAGUUGGGCAAGGUUGCUGAUACCUCAGAAGCCAGGAAUAGAAUUUGUUCAAAGUGACCCUGAGAAAAUCGGGAGAUGAGCCAUCCCACGGCAGACUGAUGUGCAGAGGGAGCAAGGGCGGGCAGUGCACACAAAGACCCAAAGCCAGGACUAAGAGGCUAAUGUCGUGUCUGGCACUGGAGCGGGGGCAAUGGUUAACAGAAGGGCUGGGAGAGGAGUGCGUUUUGAGUGAUUUCAUGAUUGGGAAAUAGCUUUGGGCCCUCUCUUCCUUCUUUUCUUUAUUCUGUUUGAAACAAAGAUACUAGCAUAUAGUAACAAAAACAUCAGGGAGGACCUGGGAAGUGAUCAUAGAGUGACUCUUAAAAAAUAAGUCACCCCAGAGGUGCAUAGUCCAGCCCACUUACACCUGGGAGGAGGAAUAGGAAAGGGAAGGUCAGGAGUUCGAGGUUAUCCUCAGCUACAUAGUGAACUUGAGGCAUGCCUGGAAUACCUGAGGCUCUGUCUUUUUUUUUCCGUGUGUGUGUGUGUGUGUGUGUGUGUGUGUGUGCCAUACAUAUGCAGGUGCCCUGGAGGCCAAAUGAGGGUAUCCAGUCUCUGGGAGCUGGAGUUACAGGUGUUUGCAAGCUGCCAGACAUGGGUGCUAGAAACCUAACUCAGGUUCUCUAGAGGAGCAGGAGGUGCUAAUCAGCCAUUCUUCCAUUCCCAAGACCCUGUCAAGAAAGAAAAACAAAGUAAAUGAAAAAGAGACCUAGAAUUUGACCCAAUAGUUUAUGAGCCUGUCAUCAGUGCCAUGGACUCUAGUCCUGCAGUGGUUAGGCACCCAAAGCAGCAGCAGCUCUAGCUUUGGUGAACACACUUCAAGUUGGUGGGGAAGCAGGAAAGCUCUGUAGAAAAGUGACAUCUCUAGGCCAAAGGCUCUGCUGAUGGGUUGCUUUGUUUGGUUUGAUUUUGAUUUCUUUUCUUUUUCUUUUCUUUUUCUUUUUUUUUCUUUCUUUCUUUUUUUUUUUUUGAGACAGGGUCUUACUAUGUAGCCCUGGCUGGCCUGAAACUUGCUGUGUAGACCAGGCUGGCCUGGAACUCACAGACAUCCACCUGUCUGUUUCUGGAGGGCUGGAAUUAAAGGUGUGCACCACCACAUCCAGCAAAAUGUUCUCUUUUUAAAGAUUUUAUUUUUUUUUAGAUUUAUUUAUUUUAUUUUAUAUGUAUGAAUGUUGUGCCUGUAUAUAUGGAUGUGCAACAUGUGUGUGCCUGAUGCCCAUGGAGGGCAGAAGAAGGGAUUGGAUCCCCUGCCUGGAACUGGAGUUACGAAUGAUUGUGAGCUACCACGUGGGUGCUGAGAACUGAACCCAGGUCCUCUGCAAGAGUAACAAGUGCUCUUAACUAUUGAGUCAUGUCUCCAACCCCGGAUUUUAGUUUCAUGUAUAUGUGUGUGCGCAUCAGAUCCCCUGGAGCAGUAGUUACAGGCAGCUAUCAAUCACAGGUCAAGUGUGCUAGGAACUGAACUCAAGCCCUCUGCAAUCAUAACACAUGCCCUUCGCCACUAAGUCAUCUCUCCAGCCCCCCCAGGUUGUUUUUUAUGUUUGUUUUGUUUUGUCUUGUCUUAUUUUGUUUGAGACAAGGUCUCUCUAUGUAGCCCUGGCUGUCCUGGAACUCACUCUGUAGACCAGGCUGGUCUUGAAUUUACAGAGAUCUGCCUGCCUCUGCUGCCGAGUGCCGGGAUUAAAGGCAGUGUGCACCACCAUGCCCGACCCUAGGUUGCUUUUUUUUUUACUAUAGAAAGAAGGAAACUGAUGAAGAACAUCCAAUGGUUUGCCAAAUACUAUGUAACAAGUGUGUUAUGAGCAUCUUUAAAAUGUGACUCCUGAAUAAAGACCGAGCUGUGUUCUUUUA
Messenger RNA from Chionomys nivalis (European snow vole), 6540 nucleotides. It is a transcript of the gene Nlgn3, whose product is annotated as neuroligin 3. The record is from RefSeq and is a predicted model, not a curated record. Bases 327 to 2873 code for a protein of 848 amino acids. Lineage: Eukaryota; Metazoa; Chordata; Mammalia; Rodentia; Cricetidae. The transcript has 8 exons. Gene Ontology annotation, molecular function: neurexin family protein binding; signaling receptor activity. Gene Ontology annotation, cellular component: postsynaptic specialization membrane; cell surface; synapse. Gene Ontology annotation, biological process: synaptic vesicle endocytosis; neuron cell-cell adhesion; chemical synaptic transmission.